AUGGUAUCAGACGGUUAUACUUUGCAGUCAGCAUUUGAGUCCCGUUUGUCUUAUGAUAUUAAACAUACUUCUGACGAAGGUAGUACAUUAUUGUACACAACAGGCCCAAUACUGGAGGAUCAUCUUAAUGAUACGCUAAAAGAACUGCUUGAGUUUCACAAUGUUUCAUGUGAAAGCUCUGAGUUGACAUAUAUUUUACCAAAUGAUCUCGAUAAGAAUGAGGUAACCCUUGUACAUAACAUUGAACAAAAAUUUAUCUCCAUUGAAGGUAUUACAGCCGACAAUGAAUUUCAGCCAUAUGUUUCUGAAGAUAUUGUAAAUACCCUUUCUCUUCAACCAAUGGAUGAAGACACAAUUGAUAUUUCAAAAUUUUUUAAUGAUGAUUCUAAUGGAUUUACUGCCAUAUUGGAUGAUAUGGCUACUCAUUUUAAAGUGUAUAUAAUUAUGAAUUAUAAAUUAAUAUCAGAUUUGUUAGAGGUAAACACAAGAUUAAUAGGUACUUCUGAAAAUAUUAUCCGCUGUAAACACCAGGUAUAUGCAUUCAUUCAUUUAUUUAUGAACAAGUUUAACAGAAACGAAAAUUAUGUUGUCGAUUAUCUAGAUAUAGAGACACUAUCAUUUUUACCAUUCUUACACGAUCAACAAAACAUGAAUUUUAUUAAUAAUCAUCUCUGUACAUCUAUUUUUGCACCAGAAAUUGCUCAACAUAAUGAUAAAUCGUUAUCACGACAACUAAUUCUAACAGGAAAUAUUCACGGACAAUUACUGAAGACAAAAAAGAUCAUUGAACAAAGAUUGCAAUGUUUGAACACAUCAAUAUUUUAUAAAAAGAUUUUCAACAUCUCAAGUGCUAAAUUGUUCUUCCUGAAGAAAUUUUGUCAUGCCGAUACCGUCGAGUUUAUGAUUCAAAACCAUUGUUUUAUUAGUCUAAACAAUAAUUCUAUUGAAUUCCAAGCAUUUUCGCCAAUUAUAUUAAAUACCGUGGUUAAACAAUUUACAUUAAAAUUUUUGCAAGAAUUAGUGGAAUUAGCGCUUGUUAUGAACAAAGAUAAUAGCUAUAAUUCAAUAAUAAAAGACAUUAACAAAAACAAACUAUUCAAUGGGCAAUAUGUUGUGAUGAAAUCACACACUUCAGAUGAUAAAAUAAUUAUUUGUGUUAAACAUAACGAUUUGACCGAAUAUCUGGUGGAUACAGAUAGUAAUAAGGACUGUGUUAUCAUAUUCGAUGACGAUAAAGUUAAACAAUUCAGAUUAUCCUUCGAAGUCAAUUCAGAAUACGAAGAUUUUAUUUGUGGGAAAAAGAAUGGUAAGCUAACUAGAAUCAUAGACAAUGUAAAAUCUAUCAUUGAAUUAUCAAACAACAGCAAAUCGACUCAAAAUAAUGGUGAUGAUACAAUGAAUCUAACAGUUAUUAGUUGCAAUUUCAAGGAUUUUAGGAACUCUAUGAAAAACAUUGUUAAUGAAUUACCAGCAGAAGAAUCAUUUUUCAUUCCAGAGGUAUAUCAUAGACCCAUUAUUGGAGCAGGUGGUACUAUAGUUCAGACAAUUAUGAGAAAGCACAACGUUUUCAUUCAAUUUUCAAAUAGUUUUUCUUUACCUCAAAAUAAUUUUGGAAUUACAAGAUAUCAUAACGUUGUUAUCCGUUGUCCAACAAAGAAUGAACAGAAUAUUAGAUUUGCAAAGAAUGAAAUAUUUAAGUUAGUAGAUGAUUUUAAUUAUAUGCAGAUCAUUGAAUCAUUGAACUUGACGAACAACCGAUUUGAAAGUAUCAUUUUGGCAUCAGCUGAUAAUACAAACCUAAACAAAUUGAUUCAAUUUGAGAGGAAAUAUAAUGUAUUUAUUGAUUUCCCAAGUGACUUAUCAAGAAGUGACAACGAACCUGUAUUACUAAAAAUUAUCGGUAAUGACGCUUCAAGUACUCUGGAAGCCGUCGAUGAUAUAACUAAUGAUCUGUCACAGUGGUACAGAGAGUUAACUUUAAAAAUAUCCUCAAAUUUUAAAGUUUAUUCUCAAAAGAAAGAUAAUGUAGCCAAAUUGUACAAUGAGGUCAUUAUUCCCUUGGAGGAAGCAUUUAAUCAAGUCUUCAUUAGUUUCAGUCAAUUGAAUUCUGUUAUUGCAGUUGCAUACAACGGUGAUUCCUCUAUAAACCCUAGAGAUAAUGUAAACAAGAUUGUAGAAUUCAUCACAUCAUAUUUGAUUGAGCAAGGGAUGACAAUCAUUAAUAAGAGUCAGGCUCCUGAUACCGUCGAAUAA
This is a messenger RNA of Maudiozyma barnettii, 2253 nucleotides long. RefSeq lists its product as uncharacterized. The record is from RefSeq and is a predicted model, not a curated record. Gene Ontology annotation, molecular function: RNA binding. Lineage: Eukaryota; Fungi; Ascomycota; Saccharomycetes; Saccharomycetales; Saccharomycetaceae. The transcript has a single exon. Bases 1 to 2253 code for a protein of 750 amino acids.